GCCCGCGGGGCCGGCCGCCUGUCAGAGGGAGGUGGCGAUGGUGCGCCCGGUGGCGGCGGCGGCUGCGGCGGCUUCCCUGGUCCGAGUGCAGGGAGGAGAAGAUGACUGACCGACCGACUGAAUGACUGAAUGAAUGAAUGGCGGAGCCGAGCGCGCCAUGAGGAGCCUGCUGAGCCUGGGCGUCCUCGCCCUGUUGUGCUGGGCCGCCGCCGCCGCCGCCUCAGCAACCUCGGCGGGGAAUGUCACCGGUGGCGGCGGGGCCGCGGGGCAGGUGGACGCGUCUCCGGGCCCGGGGCUACGGGGCGAGCCCAGUCGCCCUUUCUCUAAGGCGACUACUCCCACGGCCCAGGCCCCGAGGACCGGAGCGCCGCGCACUACGGUCCACCAGCCUCUGGCGGCGUCCUCUUCAGCCCAGUCCCCGGAGACCACCCCUCCUCGGGCGACGGCCGGACCCGCCUCGACCACCUUCCAGGCGCCGCUCAGCCCCUCGCCGACCGCCCCUCCGGCGGUGGACCGUACUCCGACCACCCCUCGCGCGACAACCCGACCCGCGCCGACCACCCUCUCGACGAGCACUGGCCCGGCGCCGACCACCCCCGUUGCGACCACCAUCCCGGCGCCCACCACUCGGCUGAGCCCGACGCCGGAGCUCCCGGGCAGCAGCAGCGUCCCGCCCACCCCACCUGCCACCGAGGCCCCCUCCGCCCCUCCCCCAGAAUAUGCAUGUAACUGCUCUCUGGUGGGAAGCCUAGAUGUGAAUCGCUGCAACCAGACCACAGGGCAGUGUGAGUGUCUGCCACCUUAUCAAGGGCUCCACUGUGACACCUGCAGGGAGGGCUUUUACCCGAAUCACACUUCUGGGCUCUGUCUGCCAUGUGACUGUAGUCCACACGGAGCCCUCAGCGCGCUCUGCAGCAGUUCUGGGAAAUGCCAGUGCAAAGUGGGUGUCACCGGCUCUACAUGUGAUCGAUGCCAAGAUGGAUAUUAUGACUUUAGUAAGAGUGGCUGCUUGCCCUGCCGAUGUAAUAAUCGGUCUGCCAGUUGUGAUGCCCUCACAGGUGCUUGUUUAAACUGCCAGGAAAAUAGCAAAGGGGAUCACUGUGAAGAAUGCAAAGAAGGUUUUUAUCUGAGUCCUGGUGCCACGAAAGAGUGUCUUCGCUGCCCUUGUUCAGCAGUGACAUCGACAGGCAGCUGUGUCUUAAAAUUGGGUAAAUUGGAACCUGAGUGUGUCCAGUGUAAAGAUGGUUACACAGGCCAGAACUGCAACAUGUGUGAAAAUGGCUACUACAAUUCUGACAGCAUCUGCACCCAGUGCCAGUGUCAUGGCCAUGUGGACCCAAUGACAACUCCAAAGAUCUGUAAGCCCGAGAGCGGUGAAUGCAUCAGCUGCCUCCAUAACACCACUGGGUUUUGGUGUGAGAACUGUCUCGAAGGCUAUGUCCGAGACCUCGAGGGAAAUUGCAUCAAGAAAGAAGUUAUUGUUCCAACACCUGAAGGUUCUACCAUUUUGGUUUCCAAUGCCUCUUUGACCACAUCAGUGCCCACCCCUGUUAUAAAUAGUACAUUUACCCCCACAACCCUGCAGACUAUCUUUUCAGUAAGCUCUGCUGAAAACAGCACAUCAGCGUUAGCUGAUGUUUCAUGGACCCAGUUUAACAUCAUCAUCUUGACAGUCAUCAUCAUUGUGGUGGUGCUGCUGAUGGGCUUUGUGGGGGCUGUCUAUAUGUACCGGGAGUACCAAAACCGGAAACUCAAUGCCCCCUUUUGGACCAUCGAGCUAAAAGAAGACAAUAUCAGUUUCAGCAGCUACCAUGACAGCAUUCCCAAUGCAGAUGUGUCAGGACUCUUGGAAGAUGAUGGUAAUGAAGUGGCUCCCAACGGGCAACUGACCCUGACGACUCCCAUACAUAACUACAAAGCCUAAGGAGCUAGAACCAUUGUCUGGAUUGUUAGAACACAGUGCUCACUAAGACAGCAUCAGCUCCUAGGCCAGACGAGGUCUGGGUAGAGUUUGCAAAGGCAUAGAGAGCAUCUGAAAUUUUCAGGUACAAAUUUGUAAUGCACUUAGCCCAUUACUCUUAAUUUCCCCCAUGAAGAUCUGAAGCAGUCGCUGUCAAUAAGGACUUGUAGUAAAGGAUAUUUUUGUACCAAACUACAUGGGAGUAGAGAAAGGCUGAAUCCCACAGUACAGCCCACAUCUCCUUUGACCUCUGAAUGGACUCCUGGGGAAGUGUUCACCAAACCAGCGGAAACAGGAUGGAAGUGGAGAGGGAAGGACUGCCCGAAGACUUCAUCUCCAUUCCCGAGACACCUUUUUUAAAAAGGAGAGUCAGGGAUGAUAUUCCUUUUACUGUGCUAAAAGACAUCACUGAAGAAAGUUUAAUGUCUGGGCCAUAUCUCAGUAAACAAUCUCAAUUAUUUCUAAAAUAAGGACAGAAGAGUCUCAAGAAGAUCUUUAGAAAGGCUGAUUUUUCCUUCCUAAAUUCUUGCUCGAUGACAGGAUCAAAGCACAGGAUAAACUUCUAAUGGUAGAAAGAUGAAGGCAACAUCUGGGAGCAGGAAGCUGAUGGUCCUCCUUAGGGCUCAGUGUAAAUGGUAAAUUGUCUAAAAAUAAGGACUCUUCCUGCCUCUAGAGAAAUAAGGUGUAUAUAGUUAAUGUAGCAUAUCUGGUCAACAUUGUAUUUGUAUCUAUUUGUAAAAAAAAAAUCAUGUCAUAUUUUAUCAUCUAGAAUUUAUUUGUACAGCAGUUAAUGGUGUUGUAAAAAGAAAAUAUGGGAUUGGUUAAAAUAGCAUAACAUAGAUGGCAAUAUUGCUAGAGCUGGGACUCUGGUGACCAUCAGUCAUUUUUAGUCCCUCUUUGGACACUGUUGAAAUUUAUAAGAGGUUGAAUGUUUCUAACUUUUCUUUCCCUUUCUCAGUCUCAAAGUAGAGUUAUAUGUUCUCUGACUUACUAUAGAUACAAGCAAUAGAUUUUUAAGUCAUUGAUUGUGAAGCUGGGACAGAGACUGCACUCUCCAAAGGACUCCCCCGAUUAGACAUUAACCAGUCUGCAUAUUUUACAUAGAUUAAUGUAGAACAUAGCCUCAUGAAAAAAGAAAGUCUCUAAAUGUAAAAGAUAGUCUUCCAAAGGAAUUAGAAAUAUUUUAGUUCCAAAAGAAAAGCCAUCCUAUCACUUGGGAUCCCCUGUUUUCAUGCCUGUGAAAUAUUUAUAUUCUUCCUCCAUCCUUCUCUAAAAAAAUACCUUCUACAUUUGAAAGCUUAUCACCCAGAUGCCAGGUACACACCAGAUGAGGUGUGUACCAUGUUCCUACAGAGCUACAGUUCUGCUAUCUUCUUGUCCAGUUAGAGGGUAGCUCUGGAGGUGGGUGGGUACAGUUACAUCCUUGCUUUCAGACACGGUUUUUCCCUAGAGGCCACGUACUGUUGCUCUCAUCUGUUAUGAUACUGACUAUGGGUUAAGCAAGCCACGACAAGCAGCAAGAAGUCAAAUACGAUAUUUAUUAGGAACAGCAAACUGUCAAAUGGUUAGAGAAAAAGCAAAGAUUUAUUAGAUCUGACCUAGGAAAUCCAAGUUGACAGCCUUGCUCAACUCCCCCCAAGAAAAACCUGGAAUUUGGUCAUCCCUCUAUAGGACACCCCUAAGUUUUCUCAGGUUUUAGAGAUGAUGUUCUGGAGGAAGGACAGACAGAUAAUUGACUUUUGGUAACCCGAGGUGCUCUGAAUAUUUGGCCAUUGCUCAUGAGAGUAGAGGUUAGUGACAUUACAUUGUAUUAAAAUCUGUGAAUGUUGCUAGAGCCUUUGCAGUUCACAAAGCACCUUUCUAUAUAUGUGUCCUCUGUUCCUCACCAUAGCCCCCUGAGGAAGUAAUUAUUGUCCCCAUUGUAUAGAUGAGGUUAAAUGUCUUAUUCAAGGCUAUACUGUAUGUCAUUAUCAGGCUUGGGAUUAGGUCUCGUAACUGAAGCACAUGUUCUCUCAAGUAUAUGCCAAUGCAAAAACCGCCUAGCCACAGACAAAGAAGGCUGUGGGGAAGAGUCCUGUCUGUG
Lontra canadensis (Northern American river otter) is the source of this 4043-nucleotide messenger RNA. It is a transcript of the gene MEGF9, whose product is annotated as multiple EGF like domains 9. NCBI's taxonomy places the organism in Eukaryota, Metazoa, Chordata, Mammalia, Carnivora, Mustelidae. Bases 134 to 1924 code for a protein of 596 amino acids. Gene Ontology annotation, cellular component: basement membrane. The transcript is spliced from 6 exons. Gene Ontology annotation, molecular function: extracellular matrix structural constituent. Gene Ontology annotation, biological process: axon guidance. The record is from RefSeq and is a predicted model, not a curated record.